Messenger RNA from Cryptococcus amylolentus CBS 6039, 663 nucleotides. RefSeq lists its product as hypothetical. NCBI's taxonomy places the organism in Eukaryota, Fungi, Basidiomycota, Tremellomycetes, Tremellales, Cryptococcaceae. The record is from RefSeq and is a predicted model, not a curated record. The coding region runs from base 1 to 663 and encodes 220 amino acids. The transcript has 4 exons.
AUGUCCAGUUACCAAGACAGAAAGACUCUCGAGGAGAACGGUAUCAGUCACAUUGAUGCCCAUGGGACCUGCUUCCGCCUUGUCACCGACACUGACACGAACGGUACACCGACAGGUUCUAGGAUCGAGCAGCUCAACUUACCUGCUAUCUCAUGGAACUAUGGCGAUGGAGCUCAGAUCAAGAUGUCUGAUAGGGAUGCUCUUGAGCAAGCAAGAGUCCGCGCAUACAGGAGCGCCGGUGAUGCGUUGAGAAUCCCAGAGAUCCAGUCAUCGUCAAUGAAGCGAUUCUACUCAGGCCACAAAUCCAAGUCCAGGAAAUCUCGAAGGGAAAGUGGUAAGACGAGCGGCGGGGAAGAAUCACGUAGCAGAACUCAUGAUGACCCCGCCCACGGGGGGCAAGGCUCAUCAACAACUGCUGCUGCAACAAUGCCAGAAGGAGAUCACAGUCUGUCAUAUGAAGUCAUGACCCCCGAACAGGCCGCCAACCUUUUCAAAAGCUUGACUGCCGAAGAGCUUCAUUCCCUGGAAUUUGGGACGGGACAGUAUCAGCCGUCUGAGCAGAUUGAUCACAGCGAGAUGAUAAAUGCUUACCUGUCAGGUGAUGGAGCUGCUUCUGCCCCCUACACUGAGGAGCUGGAUUUUGAUUCCUGGUUAGCGCAAUAA